AUGUCCUCCAAGAACGCGUCGCUCAAACGUCCAUCCCCGGACUCAGACAAUCCACCAGCAGUUCUCUCGAAGAGGCAGAAGGUUGAAUACCACCGCGUGCAUCGUCUGCAGUCUCCCCUAGACAUUGAGCCCCUUGACUCCGCCGUCAUCGCGGACGAUGCUUCCGUGGACCAGUUGCUAAAUAUGGCCAUUGGAGUUUCACUGCGCGAAGCUGGCUUCGACCAUGCAGAGCCCGUUGCGCUGGAUAGCUUCAGAAAUGGAGUUGAAGAAUAUAUGCUUCAUUUCCUAUCUUACAUUCGUGCAUCAAUGGCUUCCUGCCGCAGAACACAACCCAUCCCGCAGGACUUUGAGCAUGCCCUCGAUCAGCACGCCAUAUCCUUGGAUUCACUUCGUCCACACCUCAAAUGCCCCCGCAAAGCCACACAAACUCCGGCCAUCCUACCCUCUCCACCUCCCGACGAAGGAACUCCACAAACGUAUUUACCAUUCUUAGGACCGGAGCUGAGUGCCACCGACGAUAAAAGAACGUACUCGUACAUUCCAAAACAUUUCCCCAAAUUCCCGAGCAAGCAUACAUACCAAGACACGCACGUCUAUACCGAACGAGAGACCGACCCAAGAAAAAUUAGAGAGAGAGCAACCGAAGAAGGACGUCUAGGCGAAGAGGCAUUGAGGAAAUUAACACAUGCGGCAAAAGAAUCGCGAUCGAGGAACCAAGUGGAGGCAGAGAAGACCUUAUGGGGAAGAGAGGAGGAGAGCAUGGAGUCUAUGUUUGAAAAGACGCUGGCUGCACUUCUUAAGAGCCAGGCAGAGGAGAGGGCAAAAAGAAGGAAGGAUAAGCAGAGAGCUAUGGAUGCGGAGCUAGAUACGAUAGAAUUUGGGUUUUCGGAGCCUGUGAGGGAAAAGACUCCGGUAGAACCUGAUAUCGAACCGCCAAAGCUUGAAUUGGGCCCUGUUGUGAACUGCGAACGUGUGUAUUGGCUUAAGAGCGAGGCAACAGACGGGCGCGGAACGGAGCGUCAGAAGAGUACGUCGGCAACAGCUAGAAAGGUGUGAUCGACCGAGCUCCUUUUUGUCCUAUCGCAGCAAGGCGUUUGGGUUAUUCAUAUAUUGGGCGAGCAUUUCCAUUGAAAAGCGUUGCAUAUGCGGUUCCAGAUACCCCGGGGAAUAUCAUUGUUGUAAACUUCUGUAUGG
Coccidioides immitis RS is the source of this 1194-nucleotide messenger RNA. RefSeq names its product bromodomain associated protein. The record is from RefSeq and is a predicted model, not a curated record. Bases 1 to 1056 code for a protein of 351 amino acids. Gene Ontology annotation, cellular component: transcription factor TFIID complex. Gene Ontology annotation, biological process: transcription initiation at RNA polymerase II promoter. Gene Ontology annotation, molecular function: protein heterodimerization activity. The transcript has 2 exons. Lineage: Eukaryota; Fungi; Ascomycota; Eurotiomycetes; Onygenales; Onygenaceae.